ACGCAGGCGACCACCUGCCCUCGAACUUAUUCCCAUGGACGCGUCAUCUGUGCUCGGCGACGACAGCGACUACGAGGUCAUCUCGGAACGCUCGCUUGACUCAAGCCUCGCCGACCUCAACCUACACUGCGCUUCCGCGAGCGAAAUCUUCGAACCUCCGCCGUCCGCGGCGGCGCAGGAGCGCUGGCCGACGACGCGGUGGUCGCCGGAGGACGUGCGCGAGCAUGUGAGGAGGGCACUAGACGCGUCGGCAUACUCCAAGUACAACAACCAGGGCUCUGGACGCGAGCACGUUCGGGUGUACGUCGAUGGGUUGUGGGAUGGGUUUAACACAGCGCAUGCGCUGCAGCUGCGCCAGGCGAAGCUCGCAUUCCCCUCCGUCUAUCUCAUGGUCGGCGUCUUCUCGGACGACGAUUGCCGUCAGCACGGUUCCCCCGCGAUGGCGCCGCACGUCGAACGAUGCGAGGUCGUGCGGCACUGCCGCUGGGUCGACGAAGUCAUUGGGGACGCACCCUGGCAGCUCAAUGACGCCUUCAUUCUUGGUCGGCGCAUAGACUAUGUCGCGAUCGACGAGGGAACCUCCGUCGACCCUGCUUGCGACAAGGUGCGCCUACGCGGUUAUGACGCUGUCAAGAGCCUCGGUAAAGUCAUCCCCACGCGCCGUACGUUUGGCGUAACGCGGCCCCAGAGCCGUCUCGCGACGCCCGUCGUACAGAACAGCCGGCCUCUUCCAAAUGUGCAAUCGCCGCCACCGUCACAACUGGCUGACGACGGAGCAUACCCACCAGAGCAAGACCUUCCAUUGUCAAUUGAGACGAAAGCUCGUCAAGCCGUCGACGACGAGCUGCCGCCCACUCCUCCGUCUCCGUACUGAUCUUUCGCCUUCAUGCUUUCUAGUACAUGUAUCACAUUACCCUGCGUUUGUUCAUGCUCUGUAGCACUAUGUGGAUCUCGUUCUCUAAUCACCCAUUCGUCCUUUUUUCCUAUCUGGUUGCACGUCCAAGGUCGUACGAGGGGAAUUCGAGGCUCGAAGACGACGUCAUCGCCUAAUUCGGCUUUCAAUACCUUCCUAAUCUGGAAA
Messenger RNA from Schizophyllum commune H4-8, 1081 nucleotides. RefSeq lists its product as uncharacterized. Gene Ontology annotation, cellular component: nuclear envelope. Lineage: Eukaryota; Fungi; Basidiomycota; Agaricomycetes; Agaricales; Schizophyllaceae. The transcript has 3 exons. The coding region runs from base 35 to 874 and encodes 279 amino acids. Gene Ontology annotation, molecular function: choline-phosphate cytidylyltransferase activity; phosphatidylcholine binding. The record is from RefSeq and is a predicted model, not a curated record. Gene Ontology annotation, biological process: CDP-choline pathway.